AUGGGAGGCUGCGAGGUGCUGACGUGGCACGCGCCGUGCCGGUGGGGCUCCGUGAUUGGUCCUCCGGUGGAGCCCUCCUGCCUGCCCGCUGCUCAUCCCUGCACCGUGUUUGAACGGCGACAGAUGCAGCUUCACGCACAGUGGCAGCAGCAGCAGCAGCAGCAGCAGCAGCAGCAGCAGCAGCAGCAGCAGCAGCAGAAACAGCUGAAAAGUUACUCGCACAAUCACAAACCAUCAAGCCAUCUGCUUCUGCCUCUGCUUCAGCCUGCCUCCUCGGUCCCUCUAGCCGGGGGACCCACAGGUGCCUACCUGGAAGUGACAGGUAGGACUGCCACGUGGCAUGGGCAAGCUCAGGACAUAGCAGCAGCCAAUCACGGCCCUGAAAGCAGCCCUGCUGCUGCUGCUGCCUCGCAGACUGAUGGCGGCGCUGACGGUGGGCCGAUUCGUCUGUUUGUGACGUAUGCUGUGAGCGCGUGGGUGCGUGUGGGAAGGGAUAGACGGCACAAGGAUCCAGCAAAAAGUCUCUCCCUCUUUGCAAGAAAAGGAAAAAAAGGGGAGGAAGGAGGGGCAGUAGGAACGGAGGAAAAAGAGGCAGAAGGACCGGAGGGAAGGGUGGGAUCACACGCAGUGAACAUUGCUUUAGGCGUGGAUGGGGGGUGGGUAAAUGCCGGGUCGGUGGAAGCUUCUGGGAAGGAGUGGGUGCAGUGCUGGGGGUCGUUUCGCCUGGAGAAGCCGUACAGGCGAGCAGUGCUGUACGUGCAGUGCCCGCCGCCAGGUGUCAGCAUCCUAUUGGCCGACGUGCGCGUGGUGGCUGUGGAGUGGCGGGAGAGGGUGCCGUGGCUGCGAGAGCAAGCAGACAGGGUGAGAUGUGGAGAGCGGUGGAGAGUGGUAGAGAGGGGUGGAGAGGGAUGGAGAGAGGUAGAGCAGGGUGGGGAGGGGUGGAGAAGGGUGGAGAGGGGUUGUUCAAUGUAG
Molecule: messenger RNA, 972 nt
Organism: Closterium sp. Yama58-4
Lineage: Eukaryota; Viridiplantae; Streptophyta; Zygnematophyceae; Desmidiales; Closteriaceae
Source: the annotation of a GenBank genome assembly